AUGGCGGCCGCGGAGCCGCCGGGCGCCGCGCACCUCGCGCAGCUGGCAGAAAACCGGCUGUAUGAGCUGCAGGAGAAUUUUCAAGCUCUGACCGAGAAGAUAACGCUGAGAAUGGAAGAAAUGGGCGAGCGCAUCGAGAACCUGGAGAAGCACGUUUCCGAGCUCAUGGCAGAGGCUGGCAUAGAAAGCACCGCUCAGGGCUGCAGGCCUUCUGAUGUGGCUUACAGCACUCCGUGUCAGCACCCGUGCCCGGAACAGUGAGCAGUGAUUUGGCCUAGAAGCAGUAAGGUGCGCGGGUGGAAGCCCCACGGAGAACUUGGGCAGUGCUGUCCAACACGUGGUAAUGCAAAACCACAGCGCAGUUCAGGACUGCCAAGGUGCCGUGACUGCGUGCUCAUACUGGAGAACUGAUGAAGUUCUCCUCUCUAGACGCGCAGCGGAUGCCUCAGUUGGUGUUUUCAGGAUUUAUGAAUAUUUAUUCCUUCAGCAUUCCCUAGGUGCUGGUGAGAGCCGCUUCCUGUUGCUGCAAGCUUUGCUAAUUCAGACUGAGACAAGGGGUUGUUACAAUCAUUCAGAGGCUGCUUACACAAGAACAGAAAGAAAUACCUGUAACAUUGUUUAGUAUUUUAGGCAUCUGUUAAUUCUGUUGACUUUCUCUUUGUUACAGAGUGUGAAAUCCCUUUCACAAAUAUACAAGGGCAUCUCAUACAGUAAACUGUAGAGACAUGUUCAUAUUUUUAUGCAGAAUCGCACUCAUGAAUAAUUAAAGACGCCCUUAACCUACUUACUUUCUUUGCAGCACUGAAAUGAGGCUGUGAUGAGGAAAGAUGAAGGGAAACAGCAGAGCACUGAAUCUGGGACUGUAUCAUCAUCUGCAAUCAGUGUCACUAGUCUCAAAGUGCCAGUGACAACCAACACUUGUGUCAGCAUUUUUUCUUCAUUCUUCAGAACAAGUGUUAAAACACUGGGUUUAUCAAAUGAUGUCCUACCGAGAAGAAUAUACUUGAGAAAGAACCACAACUUUGAGAGGAGACAAAAAAAUAAGUAACACUUAGGAUAGAAAACUGCAUCCUAAGGAGUAAAUUAUACUUUCUUAAAUUUGAAAAAAAACCUGAAAGGCUAUUUCCUUUAUUCUGAUACUAUCAUCAUUAACAUGUGAUAUUUUUAUUGCCUUUUUUAACUUAACUGUUUGUAAAUAACAAAGUGCUUCCAUAAAAAGAACUACCCCCUUUCUGCAUGCCUGCUUGAUAUUCCUUUAGAUUUGUAUAUUGCAAAAUGCAGACAUAAAUGUUGAAUAUAUAACCUAUUUUAUAUUCUUGCAAAUGUUCCUUAGCACCAAUUUUGAUUUAUGUUGAGUGAAUAUUAAGUGUUCUGUACUGAAAGGGUACUGCUGGUUCAGUUGAUCCUUUUACUACCAGCCCACCUAAAAGCAAUGUACACCCAUGUAUAUAAACAACACCUAGGUGUGUACAUCUUGCUGAUUUUGGUCAACACUUUGAUGAAAAGAGCUUGUUCUGAAGAAUAAUUGGGUUGAAGAGUAGUUGGCUUUGAAAUAGGAAUUCUAGUUACCAAAUGUUGAGCUUUCUUCUGCUUGUCUUAAAUUUAGACAUGGGUAGCAUGUCUUAAAUUUAGAACAUCUGCCCUAACUUUCUGAUUCUUAUUCACCUCCUCCCCAAAAAUCAUUUUUUAGUAAGGCAAGUUUUAGCGUCUUAACGACAUAUCCAGAAAAUGAAGAUGGAACUGAGGAUGGGGUAAACAAACACCUCAUUAAGGAUAAUUUUCUUUAAAACGUCAUUUUUAAACUUACUAUUUAAAGUCCAUCGUAGGUUACUACUUCAUGAAGAGGUAGCUAUAACCAACACUUUAGUGUGAGUAGACUUGCAAACAAGGCUGAAGAGGGGAGAGAGGCUGAUGUGCUGGAAGACACGACUGCUGUUCUGAGGCCACAAGCUGAAGGGUCAAGAGCCUCCCUCGGAACAGAGGAAGAUCCAGCAGGCUUCAUGGACUGCUCCUUCUCCAUGGGGCAAGUAGACUGUCAGAA
Nothoprocta perdicaria is the source of this 2041-nucleotide messenger RNA. RefSeq names its product heat shock factor binding protein 1 like 1 (gene HSBP1L1). The record is from RefSeq and is a predicted model, not a curated record. Gene Ontology annotation, molecular function: transcription corepressor activity. The transcript is spliced from 4 exons. The coding region runs from base 1 to 261 and encodes 86 amino acids. Gene Ontology annotation, biological process: cellular heat acclimation. NCBI's taxonomy places the organism in Eukaryota, Metazoa, Chordata, Aves, Tinamiformes, Tinamidae. Gene Ontology annotation, cellular component: cytosol; nucleus.